This is a messenger RNA of Ilyonectria robusta, 1111 nucleotides long. RefSeq lists its product as uncharacterized. The record is from RefSeq and is a predicted model, not a curated record. The transcript has a single exon. The coding region runs from base 361 to 999 and encodes 212 amino acids. NCBI's taxonomy places the organism in Eukaryota, Fungi, Ascomycota, Sordariomycetes, Hypocreales, Nectriaceae.
GUCACAACUCCCCCAAUUGCCGUCGAUGGAAUCUUAAAUGCCGCCAGCGUGUCGGUGUAAGAGACUAGUUUUCUGCAAGCCCGUGGAUACCGCCUAGCAAGGAGCAGAUCUUGAGAGGACGUGUAGCUGGUGGACUGGCCGGUCACUCCGGGCAUAGCGGUAAACCCAGAUGAUGGCUGGGACUGGGUGCAUGCGCAUCCACGCGUCUGGAACAAGUGCACGGGCAAGGUUGGGGAUUUCUCGAGGAUCUAGUCUAUGUACAGUAUAAUAUCGUGCUGCGGAAGCGGAGUUUUGGGGGUGGCCUAACGCAAGACGCCGGUGGUCUGCUACGAUUCCUCUGAAGGAAAAGACGCGGAUGGAAUGGAGAAGAGAGAAGUAGGAUGGACAUGGGGCCGGCACUUGUGGGAAUUCGGGAUUGUCCGUCCCCGAGAAGACAAAGCAAGCAUGGCAUGGCAUCAGGCACUGCCUCGUGGUGCUCUGUGCCCAGCCAUCUGCAUCUGUACUAUCACGGGACGGGUUGUGGGUGGUGUGAAGAGGGGCGGUACAAGCAGGAUCUCAGACAUGGCUGGAGGAGCAAAGGCCAUGCAGCUAGAUGGGAUAGGCAUGGCAAUUGGCAUCGACCAAGGUUCUCCCGUCGAUCCGAAACCGAACAAGAGGUGUUUGUUUCCAAGAAACGAGGCUGCAAGAGCUGUCAUGGUGGCUCUACCAUUAUACCGGUCUGCGUUGAAGCUGCGGAUAAGACUUGGCAAAAGUUGGACUGCUGCAAUAUCCCGAGCAUGGCCCCCAUCUCAUCUCAGCGGCACAGGGUCUUUGUGCCACGGUCUGGGAUUCUGGGAUGGUCGCUCCAGUUCAAUCAAUAGCUUCAUUCUGGUUCUGGACAGCUGGCGUGUACUCACAGCUGGCACAGCCCACCGCGAUCAGCUCGUCCGGGUUCACACCGGGGCCGAGACCCAUACAUACCCUGUCAAGCUGGGCGAGUGGGCGAGCAGUCCCGGUUAGUGUGGCCUAGAUCACCGCUAAUGCACCUCUCAGGCAGAUCGUCCGGUCAAGUGAGGGACGGCGAGAGACAGCCGGAGAUGGCUAGGCUAGAGGCAGGGAGCGAGGAGGAAGA